UAAAAAUAAAUAAAUAGCUACAAUACAUGUAAUUAUAAGAUGGAAAAAAAUAAACUAAAAAACCUUCCUAAGGACAAAAACAGAUAAAGAUUCUACCUGAACAACUCUUGUGCCAAGAAUUUUUCCUAAAGUUAUUACUAAAAAAACUAAAGAAAGAUAAAGAACAGAGAGAGAAGUCAUAGUAAGUAGCGAGUCGGAGUCCCUGGUGGAGGGAGAAAGGGCGAUCUGGGGUUUCGAUUUUUGUCGAAGAUAUCAGAUAUGGCGGGGCCGAAUAUGGAUAUGUUCGAAGCUUACUUUAGGAAAGCGGAUUUGGAUGGCGAUGGCAGGAUCAGUGGAGCUGAAGCUGUCGCCUUCUUCCAAGGCGCUAAUUUGCCCAAACAAGUUCUUGCUCAGAUAUGGAUGUAUGCUGAUCAGACCAAAACUGGUUUUCUUGGCCGCCCAGAAUUCUUUAAUGCUCUUAGACUUGUGACUGUGGCACAAAGUAAGCGAGAUUUAACACCUGAAAUUGUCAAGGCAGCAUUGUUUGGUUCUGCUGCUUCCAAAAUCCCUCCCCCACAAAUUAAUCUACCAGCUUUAUCCGCUCCACAACCAAAUGCUCUCACAGCUGCCCCAUCCCCCAUCCCCCAACAGAUGGGAUCAGUUGCACCGCCAUCGCAAAAUUUUGGGUUUAGGGGCCCAAGUGUUUCUAAUGCCAACUUUAACCAGAGCUUUUCCUCCCAGCAAAAUCAGUUUGUGAGGCCGCCCCAAGCCAUACCUACAAGUACAGGUCGUAUGGUGGCUCCCAAUGUCCUGAACUCCAGUACCUCAAAUGAUUGGCUUGGUGGGAGGUCUGGGGCUCCCCCUACUGGUCCUAGAGGGAUAACUCCUGCAUCGCCUACUAUACCCAGAUCACAAGCUCUAGUUUCUACGCUUUCCCAACCAGCAGUUACUGACCCAAAAGCACUAGUAGGUUCUGGAAACGGGUUUGCUUCCACUUCAGGUUUUGGUGGUGAUUUUAAAGAAGACUCUUCUAGGUCUCUGUAUUCUGCUAAUAGUGCUUCUGCCUCAUUGGCCGUCAUACCAGUUUCUAGUGCACCCCAGUCUUCCAGUAAAACCAGUUCACUUAAUUCAUUGCAGGAUGCAUUUGCCAUGCAGCCUGCAGCCAAUCAAUUCCAGCGGCCACAAGCACCUUUGAACCCAAGCCAGCAAGCUGUCCCUGGUUCUUCCUCUUUCACAUCAUCUGGUAUUUCAGUUGGAGUGGGAACCACCACUCCAGGAAACUCUCAGCUUCCUUGGCCAAAGAUGAAACCAUCUGAUGUCCAAAAGUACACUAAAGUGUUUAUGGAAGUAGACACUGACAGAGAUGGAAGGAUCACUGGUGAACAGGCUCGAAAUCUAUUUUUGAGUUGGAGGUUACCAAGAGAGGUGUUAAAACAGGUGUGGGAUUUAUCUGAUCAGGACAAUGACAGCAUGCUUUCGUUGAAGGAGUUUUGCUUUGCUCUUUAUUUGAUGGAACGGUUUAGGGAAGGCCGCCCUCUUCCAGCUGCUCUUCCAAACAAUGUAUUAUUUGAUGAGACCUUGUUGUCAUUGACAGGUCAACCCAGGGCCCCUCAUGGCAAUGCAGCUUGGAGUCCAAGCCCUGGAACUAGUUUUGGACAGCAGCGACAAGGGAUGCCAGGUCCUCAGCCGAUGGGGCCUAAUGUUAAUUUGAGGCCAACAGUGCAAGAAAAUGCUCCUAGGCAAGAUGGAGUGCAAUCAAAUCAGCAAAGUUCAAGAGCAUCUGCUUUUGGCGACUUGUUUCCAGAUCAACGUGACAAUGGGCAUCAGAGCUCUGCUGUAUCAAAACCUGAAGAAACAGCAGCGACUGGGCAAAAGGUUGAAGAACCAAAGAAUGUCAUAUUGGAUUCCAGGGAAAAGAUUGAGUACUACCGCACAAAAAUGCAGGAACUUGUUCUAUACAAAAGCAGAUGUGAUAAUAAAUUAAAUGAGAUUACAGAAAGGGCAUCUGCAGAUAAGCGUGAGGCUGAGUUGCUGGGGAAGAAAUAUGAAGAAAAGUACAAGCAAGUGGCAGAGAUAGCAUCUAAAUUAACAAUCGAGGAUGCUACUUUUCGUGAUAUUCAGGCAAGAAAAAUGGAACUGCAUCAAGCAAUUGUCAAAAUGGAACAGGGAGGCAGUGCUGACGGUAUCCUUCAGGUCCGUGCUGAUCGUAUACAAAAUGAUCUCGAGGAGCUUUUGAAAGCUUUAACUGAACGUUGCAAGAAACAUGGAUUACAUGUUAAGUCCAGUGCAAUAAUUGAACUUCCUAAAGGCUGGGAACCCGGCAUUCAAGAGGGAGCAGCUGUUUGGGAUGAGGAAUGGGAUAAGUUUGAAGAUGAAGGAUUUGUGAAUGACCUCACAAUUGAUGUGAAAAAUGGGCCUGUUAGUCCAACAUCUCAAUCAGCUUCUGUUCAGAGGGAAAUACUCUCUGCCGAUGGUGCCCUUGAGAAUGAAUCAAUAUUGUCCCAUAAUGAAGAUGAAUAUGCAAGAAGCUUUCAUGAUAGUCCAGCUGCAGUAGAAAGUCCGACUCAAGAAUUUUCAGACGCUCAUUAUGGUAAAGGUUCAGAAGCAGAUGCAGAAACUCAUAGAAGCUUUGAUGAAUCAACAUGGGGUGCUUUUGACAAUAACGAUGAUGUUGACUCCAUUUGGGGAUUUGAUGCUUCAAAAACCAAUGAUUUGGAAUCUGAGAAGCAUAGAGAUUUCUUUGGUUCAGACAGUUUUUCAAUUGACCCAGUGAGAACGGGAUCUCCUAAUGCAGAAAGCACCUUUCAGAGAAAAAGCCCUUUUACUUUUGAUGAUUCUGUGCCUGGCACACCACUUUCCAGGUUCGGCAACUCACCAAGGUACAGUGAGGCAGGGGAUCAGUACUUCGACAAUUUCUCGAGGUUUGAUUCCUUCAGCACACACGAUGCCGGAUUUUCUUCUCAGCCCGAUAAGCUCACUCGAUUUGACUCCAUAAACAGCUCGAAAGACUUCGGCCACAAUUCCUUCUCGAGGUUCGACUCCAUGGGCAGUUCCAGAGAUUUUGGUCAGCACCCUCAGAGGUUGACGAGGUUUGACUCCAUAAACAGCACAAAAGACUUUGGCGGAGGCAGCAUUAGUGGUGGUGGUGCCUUCUCAUUCGAUGACACAGAUCCAUUUGGCUCCUCGGGUCCAUUUAAGGUCUCAUCUCCUAAGAAAAGUUCUGAUAAUUGGAAUGCAUUCUAGUUGAUCUUCUAUUGUUUGUGCUAUGCAAUUUCCUGAUUUUGUUGUGCUAAUUAAAGUUCUUCUUGUAUUAUUUACUUUGUGUGUUGUUGUAUAGCUUGCAAUAGUUGAAUUAGUUCUACUGUUUUCUUAAAAAAAAAAUAGCUCUGUUGUUUUUGCUUGUA
Cannabis sativa is the source of this 3383-nucleotide messenger RNA. RefSeq lists its product as uncharacterized. NCBI's taxonomy places the organism in Eukaryota, Viridiplantae, Streptophyta, Magnoliopsida, Rosales, Cannabaceae. Gene Ontology annotation, molecular function: calcium ion binding; protein binding. The record is from RefSeq and is a predicted model, not a curated record. The transcript has 14 exons. Bases 259 to 3222 code for a protein of 987 amino acids. Gene Ontology annotation, biological process: endocytosis; endosomal transport. Gene Ontology annotation, cellular component: cytoplasm; nucleus; plasma membrane.